GGAGGCUGCCGUGGGGGCCGGCUUGGAGUGGGAUUCGGCCCACGGCGCUGACCGAGUGCUGGACCGGCGGUCGUCGGGCACCCAGGUCUGCGCGCACCGCUGCUCCGGGUCACUCGGCCGAGGCGCUGGCCACGGGAGACCUCAGGGAGGGCUCGGGCUGCCGGGCCGGGCGCCAUGUCCAUGGAGGACCCCUUCUUUGUGGUGAAAGGAGAGGUACAGAAAGCAGUCAACACUGCCCAAGGAUUGUUUCAGAGAUGGACGGAGCUCCUUCAGGGCCCCUCUGCAGCAACAAGGGAGGAAAUCGACUGGACCACCAACGAGCUGAGGAACAACCUCCGCAGCAUAGAGUGGGAUCUAGAGGACCUCGAUGAGACCAUCAGCAUAGUUGAAGCAAAUCCUAGAAAAUUCAACCUGGAUGCAACUGAGUUGAGCAUAAGGAAAGCCUUCAUCACAAGUACUCGGCAAAUUGUCAGGGACAUGAAGGAUCAGAUGUCAGCUUCAUCCGUGCAGGCAUUGACUGAAAGGAAAAACAGACAGGCACUGCUAGGAGACAGCAGCAGCCAGAACUGGAAUACUGGAGUGACGGAUCGAUAUGGGCGCCUUGAUCGAGAGCUGCAGCUAGCCAACUCCCAUUUCAUUGAGGAGCAGCAGGCACAGCAGCAGCUGAUUGUGGAACAGCAGGAUGAGCAGUUGGAGCUGGUCUCUGGCAGCAUCGGGGUGCUGAAGAACAUGUCCCAGCGCAUUGGAGGGGAGCUGGAGGAACAGGCAGUCAUGCUGGAUGACUUCUCUCAUGAGUUGGAGAGCACUCAGUCUCGACUGGACAAUGUGAUGAAGAAGCUUGCAAAAGUGUCUCACAUGACCAGUGAUCGGCGCCAGUGGUGUGCCAUAGCCAUCCUCUUCGCAGUCCUGCUGGUCGUGCUGAUCCUCUUCCUGGUGCUGUGAUGUCGGCCCUCCUCAGGCCCUUCUGCACACGGACUCGGGAGAGGAGAAGCAAGCACUCGGCCACUUACCUUCCUCUCCCAGAAACACGCCACUGCCUGCUUCCUCCGUGUGACUCCGCCACUGAGACAGCUGUCUCUCCCAGCGCUGGAAGGACAAGGUUGGAAGAGGAAAGAGGUCACCACACCUCAGCUGGAGAGCAGAAGUCCCGGCUGCCCAUUUUUUCUGAGGACAGCCAGCCACUGCUUUGCCUUACUGGACCUCUCUCCUUGAGGAAGACUCAGAGUCAUCAGAAGAAAUAACUCUGUUGCUUAUUCUGUUGGUCUCUGGCAGCCCCUUCCCUCUGCUCAGAUCCUUUCCCUGCUUAGAUGGGCGCUGUUGUCCCUUCAAAGGAAACCUGGCAGGAAUGGGGCAUUUGGGGAGGACUUUUCCUACUGGGUUGUAUUUCUUAGUCCCCCAGGAGCUGGCUUUGGAGGAGGACAGAAGGCUCAGAAACACUUCAUGACAGAAAUGCAGUGUUUCAUUUUGCUGGGUAAGAGCUGAGAUUAAAUUCCUUUCCCAGGUGUGCUCAUGGCAGGGCUAAGCCACAGGAAACAGUGAGAUCCCUGGGGGCUUGGGAGUGCUGACGACAAAUGGCUUUAAUGGACAGGAGCAGUUGAGCACAACAGCACCUGUGUUGGUCCAACUUAAUGAAGAGCUGGUGAUGUCUCCAGAAGCCGGGCCAGACCUGCUGACUGUCUGUCCCGGGGCUUUCUCCCCCAGAGGUACAGCUGCAUUCUUAGAGUGCCCCUCCAUACAGCGUUGGACAGCAUAGCAGCACUGAGUUGGGUGGGACAACGCCUUCUCCUCUGGUGCCUUUAUUCUGAUGGCAGUCCGAGUGAGGUGGAGGGUCAGACAUUUAUUGCAGUUAUGCAGAAACUGUCCUGACGUACACAGGCUGGUUCAGAGCUAGACAUCCCUUACUCUGUAAUAGCUCGGGUGGGUAAGAGAAUUUAAUUCCUUGUUCUCUGAGGAGAUGACGCCUCGACUCCAUCAUGCAUUUGAGUAACUGGCAGAUGGUCUGUUGGGUUAAAGUAGCUGAGAGCCGCUGACACUAAACUUCAGGCUUCAGGUGACUUUUUAGAUGCUUCGAUGUGCUCACAUCCAGAGGAUUUUUUAUAAUGUCCCUGAUGCAUAACCUGGUAUUACAGCAGCUGUCAGGCCCAGGGCUGGUCCUUCACAAAGGAGGCUGCCGCUGUUCCAUUGUCUUCUGUGCUGGGAAGAGCAACAGCUGGACAGAGUUUGACCUUUGACCUCCCUUGCUUUGCCUUUCUGUGCAUUCCUUAGCACGCCAACUUAAAAAAAGAAAUCCUGGGUUGUUCAUAUUCCUUGGGAUUUUGAUUUAGGAUCCCCUUUUUUGUUUUGUUUCCCAAUGAUGUGCUUGCCCAGCUAACUUUUAAAUUGCACUUUUAAAUAAAUAUUUGUAACAAUUUUUAAAAGAAGGAUAUUUUAUCUCAUUUAGGAUCACGAUAAGGAAACCUACCUGUUGGUGAAAGCUAAAAGUUGUAAAACCAAAAGUGUCGUCGGCACCACGUUUACAUUCAACUCUGGUGUUUGAUACAGAGAUGUUUUUUCUUUUCAGAUUAGAGAAAAAUGUGAAUAUUGCAAAGGGCUUCAAUGUAGGGUCUGUGUUAUUUAUGUUUCACGGAAUUUUAACGUUUUGAAUAGUCUUCUGUGAACUUAGGCCAUGGAUAGUCCUUAGAUUUGCAUUAAAAUAUAGAAGCCUUUUGUUAAAAAUCAAUGUGGGCCUUGUCUGAGUACUGUAACCCACACUCCACAUUACACAGCCGUGAGCAGUCAAAGAAUUAGAAUUACCCUAGUUAAAGCCAUGCUCUUCUGCUGUUAGAAGAGUGUCAGUCUGACCCCUUCAGAAAUGCCCACUACUUUAGUAAGAUCGGUUUAGGGAGGAAGUUUGUGACCCUGGGCUUAAUUGUAUUGGAUCUAUUUUUGAAUUGGUGUGUUGACCUCACUGAUUUACUUGUUGAACAGUGUUGUAGACCUGAAACAGGCUGGACUGUGUGUGCAGUGUGUACAGAGGAAGUCAACUUCAUAUGCAGGUGUCCCUCCCUGGGCCACAUCGUCCUCAGCAGCUGGCUUAGCCCAGGCCCAUCCUUUUGUGCCUGGGCAGCCGCUACAGAGCAAGGGCUCCUUUGAAAUUGUGGCCGAGAGAACAGGACAUGACUUUCUUCCUCAGUGACCUAGAGAGCUGAAGGGUUUCUUCUACCAUGUGUCCUAGAACAGGGAGGGGGCAGCAGGGUGCCCCGCCCUGCUCGCAGGGCAGAGUCUCUUGCAGAUCCCCGCCCCCUCCCGCCUUCUGCACUGUCUCAAAUCCGUCACGAUUAGAGAACUGGCAGAACAUGCUGGAUAACAGAAAGCUCAGCGUGCUUACUGGAAGAACACUUUACUUAACUGUUUGGGGGUGAGAUGGAGGAUGAUCCAUUGAGGGAGUUUGCCAGAGUGCAGAUCCAACCGGAAAACCAAAUUACCUUUAGUUUUCAGCCUACAUUUUGGGUCUUGUCUUUGUUUGGGCUGGGAAAUCCCAAUGCUCUGCAUGCAUGCUCUGGACGGUGAGGCAAAGGGAAUUGUCAUGUAUGCCUGAGCCCUCGCCUUGCAUUUUCUUCAAUUUCAGAAUUCAAGCUAGAGCUGAAGCAGGGAAAUUUGGUAACUUGCCCAUUAUUCUCUGCUUUUAGCCAGAGUUAAACAGACUGAUGGGUCUGCUAGCCAACAACUUGGCAACUCCCAUGCCUUCUCACCUCGUGCGAGUAAGGGCUGUGAAGAGAAAUCCAGUCCGACUCCAGCAGGAGUCUGUCUCUGUUAGUGCUGUACCUUCUGUACAGAAAGGUGCUGCGGCCAGGGUUUUCCUUGUGAUAAUUUCUCUGCCCACAGAGUGAGACCAGAGCGGCAUUCACAGCAUCCGCACAUCCGAAGCUCAAGGGAGGGAGGCGGUCACCGCUAUGGAAGCGAUUUGGUUUGGCUUCACCUUACCCACAAAGUGAGUUUGUAAACACAGCAGACGUGAAGGGUCUGGAAAGCGAGUUGUAAAAUGUGGAGCGCAGCACCGUCUCCCUCUGCCUCUCUCUCACUCACAGCCUUCCCGCCCAAACUUGUAGGAACGAUGGGGUUCUUUGUCCAUUAAAAGUAGAGAAAAGGCAAAACUGGAAUUCCCAACUGUAUCAGCUCCCCAUCACUGUGCCCGCCUCCCACUGUCAGUUCCUGAAGGGAAGACUCCUCAGCACGAGGUCUUACUAGGCCUCUGGAGACCCACCACAGAGUCCUCCCUGGACCUUCGCUUCUGAGAGGCCUGGUAAGGCAGAAGGGGUCCAUCUGAAAUGUCCAGCUGCCUGUACUCAACUCCUAACCUUCAGAAGCCAUGUAACCCUGAGCAUGGCCUCACUCUUGAGAGUGCAGCAAUGGGGGCUGGUGAGGUGGGAAAGGCAUCUGCUGCCAAGCCAGGUGACCCGCUUUGGUCCCCAGCUCCCACAACUCCUCUGACCUCUACAUUCAUGCUGUAUUGUGGGUGCGUGCACGCACACGGAUAAAUAUAUAAACGCACAUUUUUUAAAGAAAAAAAAGGAUGACAUUGGUCUGUUGUAUAUAAACGUGGAUGCCACUGUCACCCGCUUUACUAAAGCUUACUGGUUUUAAAGCCAGAAAAGUGUGAGUUUGAAGUGAAACAGCGCCUGUGACCUGAGCAGCAGGGCUGUGACCCAGGCCAGGAACAAAGCUGUGAAAGGCUCACUUCUGCACCCCUGUCAGUGACUCGGCGAGACCAGAGGCAGAGCGCCCGCCGGCAGGAGGUGAAUAGCCACUGCAGGCAGAGCUUAGCCACUGGGAGCCCACAUACUUCUGGGACAAGUCAAGACACUUGCAGCUGGCCCUGGUAUUCAGCUCCUCACCGUGGUGUGUUUGCCUUGGGACACACUCUGGAGCUCCGAGAGUUGCACAGUGCCUGUUCAGGUGGCUGCUGCCUGGCUGCAUUCGAAGGUUCUCCAUGUUACAUCCUGUCAAGUCAGCUGUCAGGGCAGGGUGAGAAAGGAAGAGAAAAAGCUCGUGUGUGUGUGUGUGUGUGUGUGUGUGUGUGUGUGUGUGCUAUCAGCUAACAUGUUGGUGCUAUUUUUCUUCUGACCUUAAUCCAGAAAUGCUCUUCCCCUGGCUGUGCAACUAGCUGCUCAGGCAGCGCCUGCCCCACUGCUGGGGUUCACAUGACCAUUUUAUGGACCUGGGUUUGCCAAGUGUAGCCAGAGCUUUAUGAGAAAGUGUAUUUUACAGUUUGCUUUCUUAUGGUUAUGAGUUAUCUACCGGAAGGCCACUUGGUCCUCGGGGGCUGUUAGAAGUAAGACGGCCCAGCUUCAUUGUUUGCUGACCAGAUAUCUGGGCCCUUCCCCCUUGCCUUGCUGGAAGCCCAACCCCCUGUUCCGUCUGAGCUUUCGUGAGCCCUGGGGUGGGACCAAGAUCAGGCUUUUUAUUCCACCUCAGCAGAAUGUAGAUUCAGCUGGGAUCAAUUUGUGAACAGCAAGUGUGGCCCUGAAGCCAAGGUGAGUCCCGGGAGAGGCAGGUGUCUUUAUUCCCGGGGAAAGCAGGGUACCUGUACCCUGGUUGUCUGGGGUGAGGGCAACCAGUUGCCCACUGAUGAGACUUUGAAGUCCCUUUUUACUUUGUUGUGCUCUUUUUGGGCUUUGCUGUUGGCAUGGCUCGGGAUUGAACCCAGGACCUUGCACGUGCGGUGCAUUGAGUACCACUGGGCCACACCCCAGCUUUGGCAAGUGUUUUCAGCUCCUGCUGACUUUUUCCUAAUUAGCCCAGGCUGGGGUUAGCCCACAACAUGCUAGCAGAUAUGAGUGCCAUCUAGGAAAAGGCCAAAGGAACCACACUGUAGAUGAGGUAGAUUUGAGUUUUAUAUGUGGAAGUAGCUUCCCUGGCUCAUUUUAAUCAGAGAUUGGUAUAAUGUACGUGACAAACUAGUGGGGAAUAAACCCUUAUAUAUUUUUCCAAGGAUGAAUAGCUUUACUGGGUUUUACUUUUAAAUAAUAGAAUGUACACAGUGACAUGGGGUCAGGGUCAGAACUUUACCUGGUGACUUCCAGGUCAUGCUUCCCCACAGCAUGGUAGGAGUGAGCCGGAUCCCUGGGGUGACAGUUGUGUCACCUCUGCCACGGGUAGAUUUAUAUGAUGGCUCUCCCAGGUUAAGAAGCUUGUUAGAGCCAGGCAGUGGUGGCACACAUAUUUCCAGCAGUUGGGUGGCAGAGGCAGGUGGAUCUCCGUGAGUUCAAGGCCAGCCUGGUCUACAGAGUGAGUUCCAGGACAGGCAGAGUUACAUAGUGAGACCCUGUCUUGAAAAGCAAAGAAGCUAAUUAGAGAUGCAUUUUCUGUGGAAUCAUUAAGUCUGGAGAUGAGACCAGCUGUCCCCACACCCCAGGUCCCAGUGUAUGCCAUUGAGGACCCCUGCUGCUACACUGUGGACCUCCAUCUAUGGGAAACAAGCAUUCCUUGCAGUCAUCCCUGCUUUGAUAAUCUUUUGGUAAUCCUAAAAUUUGAUGACAUCACACACUUGGAAACAUCUAAAACAUACUUGUGUAAGAUAACUAGCUAUCCAUAACAGUGAUGCUCUUAUUUCUUGAAGUCUGUUGCUCACAUUUCUUACUGUUGCUCUUGAAGUUGUGUUGCAGCCAUGUAAAAGAAUUCUGUUCUGUAUUAAACAUGAAGUGACAAGA
Mesocricetus auratus (golden hamster) is the source of this 6689-nucleotide messenger RNA. It is a transcript of the gene Stx6, whose product is annotated as syntaxin 6. Gene Ontology annotation, cellular component: membrane. NCBI's taxonomy places the organism in Eukaryota, Metazoa, Chordata, Mammalia, Rodentia, Cricetidae. The transcript has 8 exons. Gene Ontology annotation, molecular function: SNAP receptor activity. Gene Ontology annotation, biological process: intracellular protein transport; Golgi vesicle transport. Bases 175 to 942 code for a protein of 255 amino acids. The record is from RefSeq and is a predicted model, not a curated record.